AUGCGUGUUGUGCGAAUUAAACACAAAGCUGGGUUAGCUCUAUUUGCUGUGGUAUUUUUAAUACUUUUAUAUGUGCUGAUAUCGAAACAUUCGAGGCCAGAAAUCGAAAUAGAUACAGACAGUCUUUAUAAUAAUGCACCGACAAGGACGAUUGAUUUUAUAAACAUUGCAAAAAAUGUGCCUGUGGAAACGCCCAAUAAAGACGGAAGAACAAAAGAUAGCUUGCAGAACACACCUCUCGUACGAGGUAAGCUUAAAAGUAAUUUUCGUAAACAGCCUCGGCCGCCCAAACGCAGAAUUUCUGAUGGCGUAGUGGAUAAAGCAGUGGUAAAAAAUGUUGUCCACGGCGAUCCAUUGUUGGGUUUUUCCAGGGAAGAUAGGCAUCGUCAAAGGGAAAAGGCUAGAGCACUUGUAGCAAAACAUAAAGAUAAAAAAGGUAUAUUUAAUCGAGCAAGCCUCAAAUUUUAGCAUUUCUUAAUUCUUCUUAAUGCACAUUUUCAUUGUUUUGAACAGGUUAUUAUUUUCAAGAAUCGACAUGCGCAAGUUAAUGCAACGUCAUUAUUUAAUGUCAGGAGGUUAUUAUUUUUAAUAAUGACCUCCAAUAUUUAAAAUAAUGACCCCGAUUUUUCGCUUGAAUAAAAAAUAAACCAAGAGAAUUUUAUCAACCAAACGCAUUUCCCUUCCAUCUUGAGAGAUCUCCUGGCGCCAUUGUGACCAAGCGUCGAACAUUCUGUAUGCCCACAUCGCUUUCCUCUUAGUAUUUUCUGGGAUGCUUCGCGAAGCCAACUCUAUCAUACUUUUACUGCUGCAAAUCUCAAACCGGUCAGACGUAUUCUGUUGCUCUAUUGCAAAAUAUAAAUAAAUUCAAAUAUUAAUUGCUAUGAUUAAUACUUGUUACUAACUUUUAAAUAAAACUUAGCUAAGACAAUUUUCACCUUUUCUAUCCAACGUGCUUUUCCCAGGUGCAUUACAUCGCCGCUUACUGACACUGUCUAUCUGAUUUGGCCUUUCCAGUGAAAUUCUCCGCUCUGCAAACAAAUCCAAUGACUGGGAAAGUAUUCCAUCCAGCCCAUCGUCUUCCAAAUCUAGACAGUCGCAAUCCCAAUCAUUGGUCUUUUCAACUUCAAAUUCAUCGUCAUAUCCUUCUCCAAACAAACUAAAAUCUCGCUUUCUCGAACCAGACAUCCUCCUCCACAAAUAUCAAUCAAGUAAUAAAAAGGUAGCUGUUGAAAAAACACAGCCCAGGAAUGCGCAUACAAAACACAAAUAUGGUGUGAAAAAUAAUAGUACCACAACAAUGCAUGAACUUGUAACUAUCUUAAUAGUUUUCUUUGUUCAUAAACACCAUAAUGUGCAUUAAGUCGGAUAAUACUCUCGCUCUCGGUAUUAUUAAAAAUAAUGACCUCGCGCUACGCGCUCGGUCAUUAUUUUUAAUAAUACCUCGAGCUUGGGCAUUAUCCUAUACAUAACUUCAUUAGUAAUCUUGGGCGAUGAUGCAUGAAUAGUCGGCAUUAGUUCAUUACAACAUUUAACUAAUGAAUCAUUAGUGAAGGGCAUUAUUAAAGGCAGGAGGGGAUAGCAGAAAGGCAAGUGAGGUCUGAUAAGGGGUUUAUCAGCUGAUAAUGGGGCUAGGGAAACUAGAGAGAUUUCAUUCGAAAUCUUCUGUUGACAAAUACAACUUGUGGACUUCUUCCUGCAUGCAUGGCUUCUUCUGUGGGUCAAAAACGAUUCCUUAGUCUUUCGGCAGCUGUUGUUGCAUCAUAACAACGGCGUCAGCGAGUCAAUAUGGUCACAGAAUAGAUACAGGACCAGAAGUGUCAUUCAGACGAUAUUUUGUCCGAAAUUUUACGAGUGCUGACGUGAAAAUACGCCAUCAUAAGACGCCAUCCUGGAGUGCACACAGAAGUUUUUCAUAGGAAAACAUAGGUACAAAGUGCCGGGUGCACUCCAGGAUGGCGUCAUACUGUAGCACGCAAAAAAAUUUCGGACGUUUUCCUUCAGCCAAAACACAUAGGAGUGACACUUCUGGUCCGGUAUCUAUUCUGUGAUGUGGUUCUCGUCGUCAUAGUAAUAUGGCACAAACGCAUCCAAAUUUUUUUCAUAUUGACUCUUUGACGUCAUUUUGCUAAUAUGAAUGUGAAAAAUCCGUAUUUGGUUAGCCAUUGAGUUGAUAUGACAAUUUCACAGUUGGCUGUUAGUUAGUCAGAAACCAGGAAUUUUUUAAAUAAAUAAUAAAUAUAGCUAUUGGGUCGUUCCAGAAAAGAUCCACCUUACCCCCAAGGAAAAAAUUCCUGCCGUCCAAAGGGGCAGGGGAGAAAAAUUUGUUUCUGAUAAUUGUAAGUGUAUUAGGAUAUCCGAAGGGGGGGGGGGGGUUAACUUCCAAUCUUCUCUAUGGGAGAGGUAUGAAUGUUUUCUGGAAUGGCCCAUUGUCAAAAUCUAUUUUCAUCCUCCUACAUUAGCUUCUUAUCCAUGGGUGACAAUUAUAUCCCUGUGCACAUAUUAUUGUAAAUUAUGUUUCAUUUCAUAGCCCAUCAAAAUAUAGCUUCUCAAUAUUUAGAUCAUUUUAUUGUGUAAUGAUUGAAUACAGCUACCAUAGUGAUUUGCAGGUGUUUAAUUAUCUAUUUUUUCUGACAACCUAGUAGUAAAAACACCCAAGCUACCAGAACAAGAAGUAUCAUCCUACACAAUUGCUAUUGUUGUGAUUUCAUGUAACAGACCAGAUGCAAUCACAAGAUCUCUCAAUGGUUUACUAAAGUACCGACCAUCUGCUAAACAAUUUCCAAUUGUUGUCAGCCAAGACUGUGGCCACGAAGAAACUGCCAAAGAAAUAUCGGUAUUCAGCAGUGAGGUUCGUCAUAUCAAACAGCCGGAUCUGUCAGAGCCUAGUGAUGUUCCAGCCAAUAUGAGACAUUUCAUGGGCUAUUAUAAGAUCUCACGACAUUUCAAAUGGGCCUUGGGUCAGAUGUUUGAUCAAAUGGGUUAUGAUACUGUUCUUAUUGUUGAGGAUGAUCUUGACAUAGGUAUGAUGUGUUUACAGAAUAAACGGGUUGUCCAUUUAGUAUGUAACUAUGUUUGAAAUGUUUAAAUUAGUGUUUAUACUCUCAGUUGACCAAUAGCAAAACAUAAGCUUUGCUAAUUUUUUUCGUAUACAUAUUUCUCAAACAAUCAUAGCUUUUGAUCAAAGUAUAAAUAAUUUUUUAAACUUUGUAGCUCCAGAUUUUUACGACUAUUUCCUGGGAACACGACACUUACUGGACCAAGAUCCAACAAUAUGGUGCGUUUCCGCAUGGAACGACAAUGGCAAGGCAGGCUUGAUAGAACCGCACGAAAAUGGCAAGUUGUACCGCUCUGACUUCUUUCCGGGACUCGGCUGGAUGAUGACAAAAAAGUUAUGGCGAGAACUUGGACCUAAAUGGCCUGCUGGAUUCUGGGACGAUUGGAUGAGAGAACCGGCACAACGGAAAGACAGAGCAUGCAUAAGACCCGAAAUUUCUAGAACGAAAACAUUUGGUCGAAUUGGUGUUAGUCAAGGACAGUUCUUUGAUCAACAUCUAAAGUUCAUUGUACUAAACGACAAAAAAUUUGAUUUCUUACACACAGAUUUAUCGUAUCUCAUCAAGGAGAAUUAUGACAAAGAAUUUCUUGGUAAAAUCGAAACUCUGCCUGUUUUUAGCGUCGAUGAUAUCAUAGCUCGAAAAAAUGGCAACCACAAAGCGGUGAGGGUUAAUUAUUGGACAGAGUCCACGUUCAAUAGGGUUGCAUCGAGACUUGGUGUGAUGUUGGAUUUCAAAGCUGGUGUGCCAAGAGCUGGCUAUCGUGGCAUUGUCACAGUGAUGUAUAGAGGGAUAAGAAUUUAUUUAACACAGAAAAAAUAACUAUUCAACUUGUGUUUAUGGAAGGUAGAUGAUUUUCCUUCAUGUACCGAGGCGAUUAUUUUUAAUAAUCACCUUGAAUAUUAAUUAGCUGAAAAGAUGAAGGAAAACUCAGAAAAUUGUCAUUCAAACCAGACAAAACAUUGUUGGAAAACCUCCUCAAUCAAGAAUUCAAUGUGAUAGACACCUCGAAAGUCGGGAUUUAUGUCAGAUAAUGCCCUCAGACGCUGUGCGUCUCUGGUCAUUAUCUGACAUAAAUCCCUCCUUCCUGGUGUUUAUCCUAUACAUAAUCUUUGACAUAUGUAGUUACUAAGGAAAUGUGGUCAUUUUAAAAAUUUUUGUUAGUCACUAAACCGUAGACAGAUUUUCUGGGGGGUACACCCCCUCAGGAAGUUUACCCUCCCCACCUAGAGAAAUUUGACAGUGGUGUGAUUGAAAUAAGGACUUUGAACUAAAUAAGACUAAAAACAAAGAUUUUGAAUUGAAAUAAGACCAAAAAUCUCAAUUUCCUGGGGAAUUUUCCCCCUUACCUUACCCCCCUCCAUCCAGACUUAUCCAGGAACAGUGGUCCAGAGUGUAACUUUUGAAAAUACAACAACAAUUUAAUGUUUCUCAACAUGAUUUAUGGUACCCAUGUAAAUAUUCAACCAGUUUGAAAAUGCAACAAACUGCUUGCAUACACAUGUGUUGCCACUGAUCACAGCCUAUGUAAAGGAUGAACAGUAAAAUAUUUCUCAUGAAGUAUAGAAUGUACAGUAGACAUAGUUUUAAUAUAAAAUUCCAUAUGCAAACUCUAUAAUAACGAACUCGAGUGACAAUGCAUAAAUAAGUAAGUUCACAUGCUGUAUCUUGAAGUUCAUAUUUCUGUUGGACUUUGCCAUUCAUAUUAUUUAAAAGACAUUGUUCUCUACAAGCAUCAAUAUUUUUCCUCAUCCACGGUUGUAUUUCCCCCAAAUGUGAAGCAUGAAAACAGAGGCGAUAAACAGAAGGCUCAGGACAAGGACAGGUACUGGACCGCU
Messenger RNA from Paramuricea clavata, 4891 nucleotides. NCBI's taxonomy places the organism in Eukaryota, Metazoa, Cnidaria, Anthozoa, Malacalcyonacea, Plexauridae. The record is from the annotation of a GenBank genome assembly.